Messenger RNA from Meloidogyne enterolobii, 266 nucleotides. The record is from the annotation of a GenBank genome assembly. Lineage: Eukaryota; Metazoa; Nematoda; Chromadorea; Rhabditida; Meloidogynidae.
UCAAUUUUUAAUAAAAUUUUCUUUUUCAAUUUCAAAUGACUAGCAAUCAAAACAAAAACAUUAACAACUCCAACAAACGACAAAAACAACUUGGACGAAUUUCCUCUCUUGGUUUGUUGUUUCCUCAAUCAUUUAAUAAUAAUACAAACAACCAACAACAACAUCCGAUUGUCUAUAGAGGCCGUAGUUUUGUUAAUUUACUUCCUCCUCCUUCAAGAAUUGAACAAAAUGGUGAAUUAAUUUUUUUAUUUUUUUUAAUAAUUUAG